AUGGCCACCGACGUCGCCUUAGAAACCACGAUGGGCACGAUCCUCGUGGAGCUCUACACCUCCCACGCGCCGCGCACCUGCGAAAACUUCUCCACCCUCGCAACGCGCGGCUACUACGACGGCACCAUCUUCCACCGCAUCAUCAAGGACUUCAUGGUGCAAGGCGGCGACCCGACAGCCACAGGCCGCGGCGGCAGCAGCAUCUACGGCGAGAAGUUCGAGGACGAGAUCCGCGACGACCUGAAGCAUACGGGCGCGGGGAUUCUCAGCAUGGCCAAUGCCGGGCCCAACACGAACGGCAGCCAGUUCUUUUUGACGCUCGCGCCGACGCCUUGGCUGGAUGGGAAGCAUACUAUUUUUGGGCGGGUGAAGAAGGGGAUUCGGGUGCUGCAGCGGAUGGGGUUGGUGCCUGUGGAUGGGGAGGAUCGGCCGAAGACGGAGGUGCGCAUUGUUCGGGCUUUUGUGGUGGGUGAGGGGGAAGAGAUAUGA
Dichotomopilus funicola is the source of this 489-nucleotide messenger RNA. Its product is annotated as cyclophilin-like domain-containing protein. Gene Ontology annotation, cellular component: catalytic step 2 spliceosome. Gene Ontology annotation, biological process: protein peptidyl-prolyl isomerization; protein folding. The record is from RefSeq and is a predicted model, not a curated record. Gene Ontology annotation, molecular function: peptidyl-prolyl cis-trans isomerase activity. NCBI's taxonomy places the organism in Eukaryota, Fungi, Ascomycota, Sordariomycetes, Sordariales, Chaetomiaceae. The transcript has 2 exons. Bases 1 to 489 code for a protein of 162 amino acids.